UUUGCAAAUCUAUGGAGAAAUACUGGUACCGCCCAUUUGAGGAACAGUUUGGAAACACAAGCAGACUCUUGCAUGUUAUCGGGCCCAUUUGAUCACAUUUCGAGCGAGCUCAUACAGAAAGUAAUUGAUGUUUUGCUGGAGUACAAGAUUUUUAACCCAAAAUAUCUACAGUUGCUGUUUAGCAACCACCUGAACCAGUUAGACCUGUCAAAAGCCAGCAUAAGACAAAACAGUGUUGCAGAGACAAUAGGGAUCCGCUGUCAUAACUUGACAAGACUAUGCCUGAAACAUUGUUCUAGUUUGUCAAACAAGAGCCUUGUUUCUAUGGUAACAUACCUGAAGAAGUUGCAGCAUUUGAAUUUAGCCAGUACUAAAAGUGACAACCAAGUUUUGGCAGCUAUUGCAAAAAACUGCAUGGAUUUAUUGACACUGGAUGUAGCAUGUACUAGUAUCCAAACCCUUCAGCCUCUGCUGUCACAUGAUCUAGAAAGACCAAUGGGAUCUCUUCCAUGUCCAAAGCUCCAAUGUGUGGACUUUUACAUGCUAAUGUUGCCACAGGAACAUGUUGUUGGUUUCCUUCGACAGAGAUGUGAUAUCCUUACAGAUUUCAUUUUUGACAAUAUGAUGGAAACAGUUGAAAAUUAUACACAAAAUGAAAUUUCCUCUUCAUUAAAUGACCUUGCCCUUCAGAACAGGUCGGGAAAGGGCAUGCAAGAAAAACAAGAAACGUCAAGUCAGCUUAAUGAUAAACGUUUAAAAAUUCGUACCUUGAACUGUGAUAUGAGUCAUUCUAGCCCUGACAAUUCACAUGGUCUUCAUAUGACGGUGCUGACUUGUCCAAACAUCACGUCAGUAAUUUUGACAAAUGUUAGCAAAUGUAGCCAGAUUGUUCCUUUACAGAACUUGGAAAACCUCUCUAAACUUUCUGUCAGUCUUUGUCAAGAGUGCUAUGUUGAUGGCCUGCUGCAUUAUGACACAGGAAUAAAACCAGUUCUGGAGAAACGGGGAAACAGAGUUAUUUCCCUUCAUCUUAAUGGAUUCCCAGUUGUGGAUAUUCAGUCCAUUGGUAUUUUUUGCCCAAACAUCAAAAGGAUUGACCUGUCCCACACCAAACUUGCUCCUGUAGAUGAUUUGGUCAGCAAGGAUGGGCCUUAUUAUCGGAUAUUGGAGGAGUUUCUUUACCAGUCUUUUGAGGAUGAGGAACUAGAUCUUGAUGAAGUUGUCUCCCCUUUGUCUUUUGUUCUUCAAAAGGCUAGUGCAUUGAAGUGCUUGAAGGUUAAAGACUGUGCAGAACUGGAUGAUUCCAUUGUUUCAAAAGCAAUUGAACAGCAUUCUUUUUCAAAUCUGGAAGUGUUUGUCUUGUAUAGCUGCAAUACCAUCACGUCCGAAAGUAUUGAAAAGUCUACUUCUCACCGAUAA
This is a messenger RNA of Pecten maximus, 1419 nucleotides long. RefSeq lists its product as uncharacterized. Bases 73 to 1419 code for a protein of 448 amino acids. The record is from RefSeq and is a predicted model, not a curated record. Gene Ontology annotation, biological process: SCF-dependent proteasomal ubiquitin-dependent protein catabolic process. The transcript is spliced from 4 exons. Gene Ontology annotation, cellular component: SCF ubiquitin ligase complex. Lineage: Eukaryota; Metazoa; Mollusca; Bivalvia; Pectinida; Pectinidae.